AUGGAUUCAAAUGUAGCUGAUUGUGAUGAUUCAUACUUUUCAUUAGUUACAACAGAGCCAUCAACAUCAUCAGACAUAUGGUUGAUGGACUCGACUUGUAGCUAUCAUAUGUGUCCCAACAGGGACUGGUUCGUGGAUUUUCAAGAAGGAGAAUAUGGAGUCAUCCAAACAGCAGAUAAUAACCCUCUUACCUCAUAUGGAAUUGGUUCAAUACGAUUAAGGAACCAUGAUGGAAUGAUCAGAACACUAACAGAUGUUCGAUAUGUACCGGGUUUGAAGAAAAAUCUCAUCUCUGUGGGAGCCCUAGAAUCAAAAGGGUUCAAAAUCAUUGCAGAGAAUGGAGUGAUGAGAGUAUGCUCCGGUGCACUAGUGGUAAUGAAGGCCAAUUGGAAGAACAAUAACAUGUACCGUUAUCGCGGUAGUACAGUUAUUGGGACAACGAUAGUGACAUCCAGUGACGAAAAAGAGGCAGAAUCAACCAGGCUAUGGCACAUGCGUUUGGGACAUGCUGGAGGAAAAUCCUUGAAAACUCUAUCAGAUCAAGGAUUGUUAAAAGGAGUAAAAACUUGCAACUUGGAGUUUUGCGAGCAUUGUGUCAAAGGGAAACAGACAAGGGUUAAAUUUGGUACAGCGAUCUAUAAUACUAAAGGCAUUUUGGAUUAUGUACACUAUGAUGUUUGA
Molecule: messenger RNA, 681 nt
Organism: Nicotiana attenuata
Lineage: Eukaryota; Viridiplantae; Streptophyta; Magnoliopsida; Solanales; Solanaceae
Exons: 1
Coding region: 1-681 (226 amino acids)
Source: RefSeq, a predicted model, not a curated record